UUGGGAAAGUGCUAUUCAGUUGCGGUAGUCUUUUGCCUCUAGCACGUUGGAAAAAGAGAGGAAGAAAAUCAUUUACGCAGAUGAAGAUGAACAAUCGCUCAUUGUGGCAUUUUUACAUAUAAUUUGUGUGCAUAUUAUUUCUAAACGCCUCGUCAAAUUGUUUAUUGUCCCCCUCACGUGCACUGUGUCCUCUGUCUCUGCACAGGAUUUUCUUUCUCGGUAUUAUCCAAGUAGGAUCUUAACUCACUUCAGACGACUUCUUUGGCGUGUUCGGUGCAAUGCAUUGUUUUUUUUCUUGUUCAAAGGUGUUAGGGAGGGAGAGAGAGAGAGGGACAGAAUGAAAGAGAAAUACCAAAAGUCUUCCGUCCUUAAAUUUCGUCCAGCCUACCCACCCACCAUGAAAGGAAACAGAAAAAUGAAAGUAAGACAUAGGAAGCUUCAGCCAUUCAAUCGAAAACGAAAAAAGUUGAUUAACAAAAGAGGAUGAAGCAUUCGUCUUUCUCUUCCACUUCUUACGGUUGUAUGUUCAAACUCCGAUAGAAACAGCAAUGCCGAGAACUUCAUUUAUCUCCUGUUUCGGGCGAACUCUCUCCUCCUGCAUCAAACCCGUCUCUCAUUCUCCUCCGGAAGAACGUCUUGCCGAAGUCCCCGCCAACUUUGAUGUGCUAGUCCUCCACUCUGGUUCGUUCCCUGCAAUAAAAUCAAUCGCUUCAGGUCUUUGUUCGCAUCUGGAAAGGGUAGGAAUCUCUGUUGGAUUCUCCGGCGACGCAGAGAUUGUUCGUGCGGAUGUUUUCAUCGUAAUUCUGUCAAAAGACUUCGCGGAUUCAACGGACCGGCUAGAGGAAUUAAAGAGAGUUCAUGAGAGCAAAGCGGAUUUGAUUCCAGUAUUCCUUGACGUCAGGCCGUCCGAGGUUCGGAGGACCGGCAAAGGUGCAUUCUGUGAUGCGUUUAAAAGGAUUAAAAAUGACCCUGGGUUUGAAGGUUGGAGAGUUUCCUUUGAGAAGACGGCUCUGAUAUCUGGCUGGAAAUUGAGCGACUAUGGAGGGAAUUCGAGGAAACUCGUAAAAGUAGUGGUUGAGAAUGUUAUAAAAAAGGUGAGUUCUUCUUCGUUACAAGUUGCAAAGCAUCCAGUUGGCCUUACUGAGAAGAUUGAGAAACUGGAAAGAUUGCUCGAAGUUGGAGAUGAAUCAAGCAAGGCCAAGGUGUUGGGAAUAGUCGGUAUGGGUGGCAUUGGCAAGACCACCUUGGCGAAAGAGUUCUUUAACAUGAAAAGGACCCAAUUCAAAGCAUCUUGCUUUGUUGAAGACGUAAAGGGUAAGAUUGAGAAAUCUGGACUUGAAAGAGUCCAGAGUCUUCUUCUCAACAAUUUGCUUCAGAUCGACCACCAGAUACAUAGCACUAAUCGUGGUAAGUUUCUCCUUAAGACAUGUCUUCCUCGAUCUGAAGUGAUUCUUGUUCUUGAUAACAUUGAUGAUUUGGACCACUUGGAUUCUCUGUCUAUUCCUGAACAUGUUCAUAGAAACAGCAUAGUGUUGAUCACAACCCGUGACAGGAGAUUGCUAGAGUGUAUCCCAGACUCCUUGAUAUAUGAUAUGGAAGGGCUUGAAAAGAAAUAUGCAAGGGAGUUGUUUUGUUGGCAUGCAUUUCUAAUGCCUCAUCCUGCUCUUGGAUUUGAUAUCUUGGUUGAGAAGUUUGUUACCUAUUGUGAUGGCUUGCCCCUUUCCUUAGAAACACUAGGGGGAAAGCUUUUUGGGGAAGAGCUAAACAUGUGGGAGGAAACACUGAGAAGUGUCUCUCAGAGCUUACCUGGUGAUAUUGAAAGACAAAUCAGAGUCAGCUAUGAUGCUCUUGAUUGGUUUGAGCAGCAGAUAUUCCUGGACAUUGCGUUGUUUUUUAUUGGAGAAAAUAAGGACAUGGCUGUUAGGAUCUGGAAUGCAUUAGAUUGGUUUGGCACUGUUGGUGUUCAGUCAUUGCAGCAAAAAUGCCUCAUUAAGUUGCAGGAUGGGCGGUUUCAAAUGCAUGAUCAGUUGAAAGAAAUGGCUGCAAAGAUAAUUGAUGAAAAAGAUAUAGACAAUCCUGGGCGUCGCAGCCGGCUUUGGCGUCCAAAUGAUGUCAUGAAAGUUCUCAGCAAUGAAUCGGGAUCAGAAAAUGUGGAGGGAAUUACAUUGACAACAAAACAAGUAGAAGAUGAAAAACCACAAAUCAUAAGAAACUCAUAUGGAGGGCUUGGAUCAGCUUGGUCUCUUCGUCCAUUUGCUCCUAUGAAGGAACUGCGUCUUCUAAUUCUUGAAGAUGCGUGUGUCAAAGGAGAUUUCAGGCUCUUAUCAAAAAAGAUUCUAUGGUUACGAUGGAGACAUUGUCCUAGUGGAUCUUUUCCCUUGGGACUACCUGUUGAAAAUCUACGUGUUUUAGACUUGUCAGGUGGCAAACUAUCAAGCCUCUGGAGUGAUAACAAUCAGAUUCCAGUGCAUCUAGAAGAACUACACCUGCAAGGUUGCGGAUCACUUCAAAGACUCCCCAAAUCAAUUAAAUUUUUAAAUGGCCUGGAAAAAUUGGUUCUGAGCCAUUGUGGGAAUCUUGUUGACCUUCCUGAUGAGUUGUGUGAAAUCUAUGCAUUGAAACAUGUGGAUCUUUCUCACUGUACCAGCUUGCAUUCUUUGCCAAAUCGUCUCGGAAACUGGAAGCAAUUGCGGUAUUUCAAUCUAUCUGGUUGUAAGAGCCUGGAAUCUUUGCCCUUAUGCUUUGGAGAAUUGGAAAAGUUGGAGCACCUGGAUAUUGAAUUUUGUUCAGCAUUAACUCAACUUCCAUUGUCAUUUUGCAAGUUAGUGGAAAUAAGACACCUUAAUCUAAACUGCUGUACCAACUUGGAGAUUGAAGCAGAUGUCAUAUGUGGUUUCAAUAAACUGGAGUUCCUCACUACCCUUGCUUGUAAAAGUUUCUACUUGCCUCGUAGAAUUUCAUGCCAAAGUUGUAUUAGGACUCUUCAUUUAUGUUGUUUGCGGUUAACAGCACUUCCUGGUUAUCUUGGAGAUCUUGAGAGUUUGGAGGUCCUUAUCUUAUAUGGAGGCCUUGAAGUAAAAUCACUGGAACCUGUUGUGUUUACCAAGUUAAAUCAUUUGAAAUAUCUGAACAUUAUUCGAUUUCCAGUUCUUGAGGAAUUGGGAAAUUCCCUGGGCCAUCUUAAACAGCUUCAUUCACUUCAUAUUUCACAAAGUGGAAUACUCAAGUUACCUGAGGAAAUUGGGAAUUUGGAAGCUCUAAAGCAUCUUAGAAUUGAUUUUUGUGAAAAUCUGGACAGACUUCCCAUGAGUAUUAAAGAACUUUCGAGCCUAUCCGUAUGUGCAUUCACUGGAUGUUCUAGACUUCAGUUGGAUCGUAGAGCAUUCCCUGAAAUAUCAACUAUAGAGACACUUCAUCUUGGUAAUUGCAAGGUUAGCGAUGAUUUCUUCCAUUUCAUUUGUUAUGAAGGUGUAUCCCUUAAAGAACUGAAGUUUGAGGAUGUGCGGCUUCCCACUACAAAAGAAACUGGAAGAGGGCUAACUAAACUUGCAUCAUUAUCUCUGUUAUCCUGUUCAAAUUUGAGUCAAUUUGACACUUUUACAGGGCUAUCAUCAGUUAAAAUUCAAGCAUGCCAAAGUCUGAAGAGGGUUACAGUGCCUCUUGUUGUUACUACUUUACAAACAUUAGAUCUGGAAGAAUGCAAGAACCUUGUUGAGAUAUGUUCCAUUGAGAACUUAAAAAAUCUGAAAAACUUAAAUAUUAGUGGCUGUUUUGACCUGCAUUCUAUUUCAGGCCUUGACAAAUUGAAUAAAGUGACAGAUCUCCGUUUGGCAUUGUCUGACUGGUAUCUUUUUUGUGGUGAUGGCUGGUUGGAGAAAGCUCUAAAGGCAAUAAAAAUUCCUAAGGUCACACAUCUGUUUGUAAAAGUUGAAUUAGAAAAAUUGGUGUUCAACCUUCCUGCAUGUUUCCAACAAAUUCCACAAUAUUCCUCAUCAGAAUUUAGAUUCAAGGUUCCUCACAGCCACAGGACCACAUUCUGUGGGGUUAUUAUAUGCUUUGUUUCAAACAGUAAUGUGAUACUAAUGCCCAAUUCAUUAAUGGGUCAUCUCAAUCGAACUCUAUAUCUCAAGCAUAUUAAUGGUGCUAAUUGCAUUGAGAUAUGCCAGUACAGAAUUCCCUUGACAGGCAGCUACUUUCAUGUUGGUAUAUAUAUGGAUGAAUUUCUGUUUUCAGAAACUUCUGCAGCUGGAAGCAACUUGGUCCUUUCCUCGGAAUUUAAUGAUCUUAUUUGUGGAGCAUGGAUUUAUCCAGUUUCUGCAGAAGAGAAGCACUCGGUUGGCCAACUGGCUUGCAAAUUGGUUGAAAGUUUCAGGGAAUAUGAAUCACUGGUUAGGCAUUAUGUUCCAUGGAAAGAGUUGGAGACACAGAAAUUGGAGAAAGAAUUCAGAAAGAUGGUGAUUGAUAUGGACUUUAAUGGUAUCCAUGCUCUUGGAAUCUCAAACUUCUUCAUUCAACGAACUUACAUAAUCACGGGUGUUGCAAUCUCUGUUGAAUGGAUUGGACCCUCGAAGUGGGUUAAGCGGCAGCAGCUUCUUUUUGAGGGUGUUAGCAAGUUCCAACAUCUAGACCUAGAGUUGAGCCAUGCAUGCAGGGGUUUGGUUGAAAAUCCUAGUGCCUUCCACUUUGAGGCAUAUGUUGCUAUCUUGACACCCAAAAGAUCAAAAAGCCACAAAGUUAAGGAGCUUAGAUACUAUGUUGAUGGAUCCUACCAGAACUACGACUUUUUGGAGAAGAUAGUUUUGUCACAUAAAACUGUAUUUCCAACUAUAUGAUUCUCUUAUUGGAGUCUGGACUGGUACUGGGUAGUAGGGUAGUAGGGUUGGCAUAGGGAUGCCAGUUGGGUUGCCCAAAUCAAAUUUGUAUUCUUUGGAUGAUUGACCAAUUAAGCAUGUAUUUCUAUCGCCUUGGACACUUUUUUUAUCAAUAAAUUUGCCUUGAUGCUUUCA
Molecule: messenger RNA, 5006 nt
Organism: Nelumbo nucifera (sacred lotus)
Lineage: Eukaryota; Viridiplantae; Streptophyta; Magnoliopsida; Proteales; Nelumbonaceae
Biological process (GO): signal transduction; defense response
Molecular function (GO): ADP binding
Source: RefSeq, a predicted model, not a curated record